Messenger RNA from Anopheles cruzii, 1876 nucleotides. It is a transcript of the gene IP3K1, whose product is annotated as inositol-trisphosphate 3-kinase homolog. Bases 17 to 1174 code for a protein of 385 amino acids. Gene Ontology annotation, biological process: inositol phosphate biosynthetic process. NCBI's taxonomy places the organism in Eukaryota, Metazoa, Arthropoda, Insecta, Diptera, Culicidae. Gene Ontology annotation, molecular function: inositol-1,4,5-trisphosphate 3-kinase activity; inositol tetrakisphosphate kinase activity. Gene Ontology annotation, cellular component: cytoplasm; nucleus. The record is from RefSeq and is a predicted model, not a curated record. The transcript is spliced from 4 exons.
UACGACGCCCCGCGGCAUGACUUCUUCCAUAUUCCUCACCAUGGCAGGAUGGACCAGUGACAAGUUUCGUCUCUCCUGUAUCGACAACAAUGGACUGAAGCGCACCCUGCUCAAGAUGCUGAUACUGGACAAUGGCACGAAAAACACGAAUAUCGAAGCGGAACGCGGCGAGUAUCGGGUCGAGCAGGGUGUGCCCAACGGUGGCAGUGCCAACAACAAAUCGCUGCUCAGUUUUCUCGCAAUCAACGCCCUCGAGCUCAGUGCACCUGCCAGUCCGGUCCUGUUGGAAUGCAACGCACCAACCGUCCCGACGGGAUGGUUGCAGCUAUCCGGUCAUCCCAAAAGCAUAGCACCGAUGGCUAACGGAAUCGUGCGCAAGCGUGUCUCCGGACCGAACGACACCGAGCUGGUGGCCUACCGCCAACUAAUGGUCGAUCCGCACGCCGUCAAGGUGGUGCCUAAAUUUCUCGGCGUCCACCAGACCGCCACCGACCAUUUUAUCGAGCUGCACAACCUGCUGAAUGGGUUCGUCGAGCCGAACGUGAUGGACAUCAAGAUGGGCUUCCGGACGUUCACCGAAAGUGAAGUGAGCAAUACGGCGCUACGGGAGGAUCUGUACAAGAAGAUGGUAUCCGUCGACCCCGGCGCACCGACCGCCGAGGAGCACCGACAGCGGGCCAUCACGAAGCUGCGCUAUAUGCAGUUCCGCGAGAACAUGUCGUCCACGGAGGAAAAAGGCUUCCGCAUCGAGGCGCUCAAGAUGCGCGGCAGUCAGCCGGUGACCGACCUGAAGACGGUCAAAAGCAACAACCAGAUUCAGGCCACCAUCGGACACUUUGUCGGUGGGCGGCGCAGCGUAGCGAAGGACAUCACCAAACGGUUGCGGCAGAUGCGGACGAUGAUCGAAAAGUCGGAGUUCUUUCACCGGCACCAGGUGCUGGGCAGCAGCGUAUUCAUCGUGUACGAUGACCAGCAGGUCGGAGUGUGGUUAAUCGACUUCGCCAAGGCGCUACCGCUGCCCAAGGGCGCGAAGGUAAACCAUCGGACGCGCUGGCAGAUGGGCAACUGCGAGGAAGGCCUGCUGCACGGGUUCGACGAGCUGAUCCGCACGAUGGAAUCCGUCCAGCAGAACGUCCACGCGCUGCGCCACCAGUCACGCGCGACGGAUGUCUAGGGAGGUGGAAACGGACAAAACCCUCAACGAAGGCUGGUUCCUUCACCCAACGUCAGACGUGAAACUAGUCAAUAUUUUGUGUUGUAAGCAUAGGCAGAAGAAACACAGAAGAGUCCUCACCCGGCUGCGGGGGUGCGAAGGCUGUACGCUAUAGGUAGGCCAAUCCACUGAUAAGUGCGCGGAAAGACUGAGAAAAAAUUCACUGAAAAGAAAACGAUAAUACUAGAUGGGGUUAGGUCGAGUUGAAUGAGGAGACCACAGGGAAAAAGAGCAAGAGAAAGUAUCGCGUUUUGUUGAAGCCAAUAGUUCAGUCCUUUUUCCAUAUUGGAAAAAAGGUGUACGGUAAAAUAGGGACAGCGAAAAGGGAAAACAGAACAGAAGGGUGAAAACUAUGUGCGAACUGUGCGGGGAACCAGUAGACGGUCGGACCGUAUCCUUUUAUUGUUGUUUUCUAUUGUCUCCGGACGUCUCCGUAGCCCGUGAUUCUGCUUGGAACCACUUAAACCGAAACUCACUGUAGUGCGCGGGGCUCAGCACGUUCAACGGUGAAUCGAUUAGGUGAAUGAUAGUUUUAAUAAUGAAAGUGAUGAAACGGAAACGUGUCGAAUAUCAAGUGUAUCGAAAUCUAAUACAAUUUGUGUUUAUUAUUUAAAGAAAAAAUGAAAAUCUAAUUGUUAAUAAAAGGAAAAUUAUUAUUGUGUA